Molecule: messenger RNA, 856 nt
Organism: Babesia bovis T2Bo
Lineage: Eukaryota; Apicomplexa; Aconoidasida; Piroplasmida; Babesiidae
Exons: 2
Coding region: 240-806 (188 amino acids)
Source: RefSeq, a predicted model, not a curated record
CACUUGUGUACUCUUCAUUUCAAUACCACAGUGUAUGAACUAAGCAUUUGUAUCAGAAUUUAUGUGGAAGCAGCGUUCUUCUGCACGUAAUAUUGAUGUCUAAAUUAUAGGUGUUAUACCAAGGUGUAUGUGAAAUUAAGGAUUCUCUCUGACAUUCUACCCUGUCUUCACUAGUAGCUGUAAGAUAGGUUGUUAACGUAAGGUUUUUUGUUUUUUUGACGCAAAAGCAAGCUAAGAGCAUGAAGACUUCUUCGUGUCUACUAUUGUGCGUCAUCACAACGCUUUCCUUUUUCUGCGCGGCAAUAGAGCUAGCAUCGGAUAUAGACGGUGUAGAUGUUGCAGAUUCUGUAAAUCGCCAUCUAUCGGCGGCUUCCCGUAGGAAGUUUGCUCAUAGUAACGAUGUGUCGCUCAAUGUAUCUGCUCCAUCCGUGACUACAAUGGAUGAUGACGAUGAAGAUGAUGAAGAGGAUGAUGAUGACAACGAUUAUCAGGUUGAGCAUAAAUCAACUGCGAUCAAAUCGGAAAAUAAGCCCAAUUUGAAAGCUAUGGACGAUUCGUCGGAUGCUAUUGAUGGAUCCAAGGAAUCAUCGUCUAAUAGUCAACGACUGUUAAUGAACAGUCUCCCAUCGCACAAAGACGUCGCAUUGGAGUCACCAAAAAGUGCACUAGAUGUAAUUGCCAACUUUUUCAGAGAGAUGACGGAGAUAUUUCAUCAGAGACUUAAUGAGUUUUUCGACAACAUUGACAAACAAAUCAAAGCAAACAGCGCAUUACCUUUAUUGGAACAGGGUGACACCUUCUUCUGAAUGUAGGACCAAUCUUAGGUCGGAUCGUCAUAUUUUAACAUCGAAACAAU